UUCAGCACAGAAAGUUUUAGUUGUAAUUUAUUUGUUGACUUCCCCACCGUCGCAUUUAUUUUUUGCGCGUGGUGCGUAAUUACCGUUUGACCAACGACGCACACGACACUAAAUUAAUGUUAAUAUCACACUGUUUGGCUCCUCCAUUCAUCGAUUGUCGGUCAGCGAGUGAGUGCGUGUCAGUCGGUUGCAUUAUUGAUAUUUUAUGAUCAUCUGACGAGGUUAUUAAUAAUGCAAAAUUAUAAAUAUGUGCGCGCGCACGUUGAAAUGGUUAUUUAAACUAUCUGAUGUUUGUCCUCUGUGUGUGUGUGUGUGUGUUGAGUGCGCGUAAUGGUGAUGUACUUGUGCCAUUAAGAGGGUAAAUUAUUUGACAUUGCAUUUUAUUGAUGAUUCGUCGAAGUAGCGAUAUUUAGCCGCGAUAGCCGGUUUUAGCCGCGUGCGAUAAUGUGCGACGCGCAGUCGUCGUCGUCGUCGCCAGCGAUGAUUAGUGAUAAAUCAACGUAAUUAAUCAUACCGCAAGCACACAUCCGUGCAACUCCCGUGCGACAUGACGGCUGGCAUUGGUGGCGCGGACUGUUGGUGCAUUUACAAUCGUAUUGGUCGUGUGGAAUUUUGCGUACCUUGAAUUGUUGAGUUUUUGAUAUUAAAAGUGUUGAUUGACAAGUAUAAAAGUAUAAAAUUGAGUGAAUUAGUGUAUACAAAAGUUUAUAAUCAGAGGAUUAUUUUGGAUUAUCAUCAUGUGGUAUCCGUGCAAAGUUUUCUUAACGUCCAUCGACGAAAAGAAACGAAAACAUGGUGAGUGUCAAUGCAAUCCACAAUACCUACAUAAACCAAAACGGGUUUUGGACAUGACUGCCACGGAGAACACAAUCCGUUUCAGCGUCCACACCCUGGACAAAGCUACCAAAGCAAAAGUCACAUUAGAGAAUUACUAUAGUAAUCUAAUAACGCAGCACGUCGAGCGGAAACAAAGGUUAGCGAAAUUAGAAGAAACACUAAAAGAUGAAAGCCUGUCGGAGGAGCAGCGCCAUGAAAAGCGGGCGCAGCACGCGCAAAAGGAGACGGAGUUCCUGCGGCUGAAGCGAUCGCGGCUUGGAGUUGAAGACUUUGAGCCGCUGAAAGUGAUUGGCCGGGGCGCUUUCGGCGAGGUGCGACUGGUGCAGAAGAAGGACACUGGUCAUGUGUAUGCGAUGAAAAUCCUGCGCAAGGCAGACAUGCUGGAGAAGGAGCAGGUGGCGCACGUGCGCGCCGAACGUGAUAUCCUCGUCGAGGCCGACCACCAAUGGGUGGUGAAAAUGUAUUAUAGUUUCCAGGAUCCGAUCAAUCUCUAUCUGAUCAUGGAGUUUCUGCCUGGCGGCGACAUGAUGACGCUGCUGAUGAAGAAGGACACGCUCUCCGAGGAGUGCACGCAGUUUUAUAUCGCUGAGACGGCGCUCGCCAUCGACUCGAUACACAAGCUCGGUUUUAUUCAUCGCGAUAUCAAACCGGACAAUCUGCUGCUGGAUGCGAAGGGGCACCUUAAACUAAGCGACUUUGGGUUGUGUACCGGGUUGAAGAAGUCGCAUCGAACGGACUUUUACAGGGAUCUUAGUCAGGCGAAGCCAUCGGAUUUUAUAAUAACAUCAAGUCCAAUGGAUAGUAAACGACGUGCAGAGAGCUGGAAAAAGAACCGAAGAGCACUGGCGUAUAGUACAGUUGGUACUCCAGACUAUAUUGCGCCGGAGGUGUUUCUACAGACGGGAUAUGGUGCCGCUUGCGACUGGUGGUCGCUGGGGGUCAUCAUGUAUGAGAUGCUCAUCGGCUAUCCGCCCUUUUGCUCUGAGAAUCCACAAGAUACUUAUAGGAAAGUGAUGAAUUGGCGCGAGACACUUAUAUUUCCGGCUGAAGUUCCCAUUUCCGAAGAGGCCAAAGACACCAUUGUCAGGUUUUGCUGUGAGGCUGAACGACGAUUAGGUAACCAGAAGGGCAUCGAAGAGCUGAAGCUGAUACCGUUCUUUAAGGGCGUUGAUUGGGAGCACAUCCGUGAGCGGCCUGCCGCCAUCGCGGUUGAGGUGCGCUCGAUCGACGACACUUCCAACUUUGACGACUUCCCUGACGUUAAACUAGAGAUCCCUGCUGCUCCAUUACCUCAAGACGGUGAAGUGACAUACAAAGACUGGGUAUUUAUAAAUUACACGUUCAAGCGGUUCGAGGGUCUGACGCAACGGGGGACGCCCACGAAGAAAUAGUCGGCGCUGCACCCUAGGACUAGGUGGUAGGAUGAACCGAGCAAGCACUCCUCUUAUUUUUAGAAAUGCAAGAACAACAACUACAAAACAUGCAGCGUUGCGCUAUCCUUUUUGCGGUGAUAAAACCUUCUUCAAGAUACCUUAAACAAACAAAAAACACAAAAAAAUAAUAAUUAACUUUGUGCGCCGCGGCGUUCUGAAGAGAGUUUAGGAGUAACCACGUCAACAAAUGUUUAAUAUUGUUGCAUAUUUUCUAAAAGUAAGUCCCGAGCGACGAUGGUCGCACUGUUUGUGUGGCUGGUGGUGUUUUCUUCGAUUUUUCGGUGCUGUGAGUAGGAGGGAAAAAAACGUGUCGCCGCAAUUUUUGCAUUUAAUUUGAUGUCGUCACGCCGAGCUAAACCUAACGAUUAAAACCGAAGAUAAUGGUAACACUUAAACGAGAGUAAUGCGUAAUAUUAAUUGUUAAUGACAUAAUAUUCAAUAUAUUAUAGUCGUGUUGAAAUAGCUAUUUUUGCACUAGAUGUUCGAAUAGUGGAGUAAGUAAGACUAAAUAAGGAAAAACGUUUUGAAACGCUCAUCUAAGUAAGGAAUUUUGAAGAAAAUAAAUUUACGAUAGUAUUGUUUGCUUAUUUAUCAACUCUACGCUCUUUUAAACUUGAUCUACACUCUUCACUUGUAAGGCUUUGGAAUUGCUUCAAACGCUAAUUAUUUAAGAUGGAAAUGAUAACGAACUAAACGUUUCUUGCUGUGAUAUUUUAUCUUUCUCUUAUUUUUUAUUAAGGUUACGGAUGAUAAACCGCGAACAUUUAACCAAAACUAAGCUAAACAAAUGAGAAAACAUUUUUUACGACGUGUCGCAUCAUUUUAAAUGCAAAAAUUCAAACAUGCAUACGAUACGCUAUCAAUGUGAAUAUGUUAAAAUUGUUUUAUUGUUAUCAAAGUGAUUUGUUUGUUUUUUUUCUUCAUUUUUUAAUUUUAAUUAUUUAGACUAAUUCUUAGCGAUUUUCGGCGAGAAUUUAGUACAAUUUGUUUAACUUGCACCGAAACACCCAAAAAUAAUAUGUAUUUCGAUUCUAGAGUCUAUUUAAUUGCGUCAGUUUUCCGAUGAAAAUACACACGACAAGGAAACACUUAAUGUUGUAAUAUUAGAAUUGUAAAUAAAAAGAAAGCAAAUAACGCAAUGUCCUUACGGUAAAUAUUAACAAAAGAAAGAAAUCUCCAUGUAAACAAGAAUAUUUUUGUAGCACUGGGAACGAAUGGAAAUUACUAAUGACUUGCGACAAAUUGCUAGCGAGGAGAGCUAUAAUUUCUCUUGAACUAAAAAAAAUCUCUUAACAAAGAAAACAAACAAAACAAAAUCUACGCAUAUUUAUAUUUAUAACAAAUUAUUAUGUAAAGAAAAAAAUUGAAUUAAGUUUCGUCCAAUUAUUAUUUUUAGUAGACAAAUGAAAUGAGACACACGAUAGGAAGAGAGAGAGUACCAAGUACUUGAAUAAUUUUACGUUUUUAUUUUACGUUAACGUUACGUUGCGGAUUUAUUAUUAUCAUUAUUAUUAUUAUUUGUUUAUGUAUAGAUACGAUUACGAAUUGUGGUAAUGCAAUCGAUGCAAAUGCUGUACAUUAGAUUAUCCAUGAUCCAUGAUUAAUUGUAUAUGUUGUGUGUUGCGCAGAUAAACGAAAAAAGAAAACGAAACGAGGCAAACAAACAAAACACAUAAAAGACGAAUGAAUGCUGAGCGUUUUUGAUUUGUUGUUAUACAGCAUAUCGGGGCACCGAGUGUCGCUCGUGUGCGAGGUUUGUAGGAUAAGUCGAGAAAUGUACAUUUCGGGGUGGACGUAGGAAGCGAAGACAAACAGGACACGUUAUAGGCUCUUCUUCUUUAGCUCUCUAAACUAAAACAAAACAGUUGGAAAAGAUAGCCGAGAAAAACUUAAAUCAUCCACACUCUUCACGCACUUUCAAAGCAAAGAUAAAUUAUUUUACUUCAAAACAAGGAAAACUCUGUUAUUUAUUUAUCUGUAUAAUUUUUACUAGUUGGCUCGCUGACCGGACUUUGUAAAUAACAUUUUUCUUCAAAAUGUGUAUAACAUAAAGAAAGUCUAUUAAAGUAUGUGCUUUAACUUUGA
Messenger RNA from Dalotia coriaria, 4355 nucleotides. Its product is annotated as serine/threonine-protein kinase tricornered. Gene Ontology annotation, molecular function: ATP binding; protein serine/threonine kinase activity. The transcript has 7 exons. NCBI's taxonomy places the organism in Eukaryota, Metazoa, Arthropoda, Insecta, Coleoptera, Staphylinidae. The record is from RefSeq and is a predicted model, not a curated record. Gene Ontology annotation, biological process: peptidyl-serine phosphorylation; intracellular signal transduction. Bases 738 to 2228 code for a protein of 496 amino acids.